UUCAAACACUAUUUUUUAAGCUCAAAAGAUCAUGUUCUUGACUCAAAGAGCAGACCCUUUGAACCUAAUUUACAAAGAGCAAUAUAUAUUUUAUUGAAUAACCUAGCAAUUUUCCCUUUCCACACCUUUCCUUCUUCUAUAUAAAGGGCAACCAGAUUCAUCCUUCACUUACACUUUUUAAAGUCACCUACUUAAAACGUAACCAAGCUAAGAGAAAGCCAGAAUUAUGGAGCAAGAGAAGAAGCUAGUUGAUGAGGUGUCGGGUUGGGUAAGAGCCUAUGACGAUGGCUCAGUCGAUCGGACGUGGACAGGUCCCCCUGAGGUGAAGUUCAUGACGGAAGCAGUGCCACCCCAUGAAGAAUUCAUUGAAGGUGUAGCCACUCGUGAUGUAACUAUUGAUUCUGAUUCAAGCCUCAGAGUUCGGAUCUAUCUACCGGAGCAAAGUCUCACCACCAAAACCAAGUUGCCUAUCAUACUUCAUUUCCAUGGGGGUGGUUUUUGCAUCAGCCAAGCUGACUGGUAUAUGCAUUAUAUCAUUUACACUAGGUUGGCAAGGUCUGUUCCAGCCAUUUGCGUGUCAGUUUACCUCAGGCUUGCACCAGAGAACAAGCUUCCAGCUGCUUGUGAUGAUGGCUACGCUACUCUCCUCUGGCUCAAGUCGUUGGCCAAAGGUGAGUCACAUGAGCCCUGGCUCAAUGAUCAUGUAGAUUUCAACCGCGUUUUUCUUAUUGGGGAUAGCUCAGGAGGGAACAUAAUGCAUCAAGUGGCUGCUCGCGCUGGGAACUUGGAUUUGAGCCCAUUAAGGCUAGCAGGUGGGAUCCCAAUCCACCCGGGUUUUGUUAGGGCGGAGCGGAGCAAGUCGGAGUUGGAGCAACCCGAAUCACCUUUCUUAACCCUAGACAUGGUGGACAAGUUUUUGGCCCUGGCUUUGCCUGUUGGAAGCACCAAGGACCAUCCGAUCACUUGCCCAAUGGGGCUUGCAGCUCCAGCCAUGAAGGGUCUAAAUCUGCCACCAUUUUUGUUUUGCGUUGUUGAGAAGGACUUGAUAAAGGAUACAGAAAUGGAAUACUAUGAGGCAAUGAAAAGCCAAAAACACAAGUUUGGUAAAUCAUCUUUAUCAGUCAAAUCAUUUGUGGUUAUCAAUUUACUUUGGAGGCACUUUUUUCUACUCAUGGGAUUCUACAGGUCUUCCAUGUACUGUCUUUAAAUGAUUAUUAAUAAAAUUUUUAUGAUUGGUUUAGGAAAAAAAUUACCUUGUAACAUCCAAUAAACGAAGUUCGUAAUGAAAUGAAAUUGGAAAUUGCGUUCUUGCCUA
Molecule: messenger RNA, 1315 nt
Organism: Theobroma cacao (cacao)
Lineage: Eukaryota; Viridiplantae; Streptophyta; Magnoliopsida; Malvales; Malvaceae
Product: strigolactones hydrolase CXE15-like
Molecular function (GO): hydrolase activity
Source: RefSeq, a predicted model, not a curated record